Alnus glutinosa is the source of this 1968-nucleotide messenger RNA. Its product is annotated as pectinesterase. Gene Ontology annotation, biological process: cell wall modification. Gene Ontology annotation, molecular function: pectinesterase activity; pectinesterase inhibitor activity. The record is from RefSeq and is a predicted model, not a curated record. The transcript is spliced from 2 exons. Lineage: Eukaryota; Viridiplantae; Streptophyta; Magnoliopsida; Fagales; Betulaceae. Bases 52 to 1644 code for a protein of 530 amino acids.
CCAUAGAAAACUCCUCAGCAAGCUACCUAACGAAUCUUUAGGUCGAUCUUCAUGGAGAUCAAGCUUGAGUUGUUAGCCUUCUCAAUAAGUUCAUAUCUUCUACUUUCAUUUCUUAUAAGGCCUGUGCAUGGUGCAACAAUUACGUCAUGUAGCCAAACCCCAUAUCCAGAAGCAUGCAAUCACUUCAUUAACACCAACAACCUUCCAUCAACCCUAGAUGAUGAAGAAGGGUCCAAAUUUCAUGACUUGGUCCACAAGGUAACCAUGCAUCAAGCAAUCGAAGCCCACCGGCUUAUCUCAGUCAUGGACACGAAUUUAUUCAACGAUCAAUCCAAGUUGGCAUGGAAUGAUUGUUUAGAACUGUACGAGGAUACGGUUAACAAGAUUAACCGCUCCACAGGCUCAAACAAUCCAGCCGAUGCAUUAACAUGGAUGAGUGCGUCCCUCGCCAACCAGCAAACAUGUCAAAACGGUUUUACCGACCUCCACAUGUCUUCUGAUUUACAGUACUUUCCGAAUAUGCUAAGCAACUUUUCGAAGCUUCUUAGCAAUGUUCUCGCAGUAAAUAAGGCGGCUGCGGCUGCUUCGUCAUCAGCUAUUUUACAUAGCAAACAGAAUGGUGGCCGGCGACGCUUGCUCUCCGACGGCUUCUUCCCGACAUGGGUCUCUGCUGCCGAUCGGAAGCUUCUCCAAACAUCAGGGGAUGCACCAAAAGCUGAUGUUGUGGUCGCCCAAGAUGGGUCCGGAAAUUACAAAACCAUUUCCGAGGCGGUGGAGGCAUCAGGUGGCGGUGGGAGAUUUAUUAUAUACGUGAAAGCGGGAGUUUACAAAGAGAACGUUGUGAUUAAGAAGUCAGAUAUAAUGAUUAUUGGGGAUGGAAUUGAUUCCACGAUUGUAACUGGUAACAGGAACGCUGGAGGUGGCUCGACGACUUUUAGAUCAGCGACUUUUGCAAUUUCCGGGGACCGCUUUGUCGCUCGGGACAUAACAUUUGAAAACACGGCCGGACCUCAAAACCACCAAGCCGUUGCAGUCCGGUCAGGAUCGGACUUCUCCGUUUUCUACCGAUGCAGCUUCAAGGGCUAUCAAGACACCUUGUACGUGUAUUCGCAGCGCCAGUUCUAUCGAGACUGCGACAUAUACGGCACCCAAGACUUCAUAUUCGGCGACGCCGUGGCCGUCCUCCAAAACUGCAACAUCUACGUCAGAAAACCCAUGAGCGGCCAGAAAAACACCAUCACUGCACAAGCGAGGACGGAUCCUAACGAAAACACCGGCAUCGUCAUACAUAAUUGUCGUGUCACGGCUACAGGUGAUUUGAGAGCUGUACAGAACUCGGUCGACACUUAUCUGGGGAGGCCGUGGCAGAAGUACUCGAGAACGAUAUUCAUGAAGAGUAAUUUAGACAGUUUGAUAAACCCUGCAGGUUGGCUUCCAUGGAGCGGAAGCUUUGCAUUGGAAACGCUUUAUUAUGGUGAAUAUAUGAACACAGGGAGUGGUGCUGAUACUUCUGGGAGGGUCAACUGGCCGGGGUACCACGUUAUAACGAGCCCAACGGAAGCCGGAAAAUUUACAGUCGGAAAUUUUUUGGACGGAGGUUCAUGGAUUCCGGACUCUAGGGUGCCAUUUGAGGAUGGUCUUUGAUAAGCUAUGAAUUUUCGUUUUCUUAGAAAGAUAGUGGGUGUCAAUAUAUCAUGAAUGUGUAAAUUAAUGGGAUUGUGACUUGAAUAAAUAAUUAAAUGAAGAAUAUAAAAAAUGGGAUUGUGACUUAGAGUAGGAUAAAUUAUCAUGUUGCUUGUGUUAGGUUCCGUUUUAUAGAUGCAUGGCAUAAAUUAAUUAAGGAAGAUGCUUAGCUGGGGCUAAUUUGUGAAGCCAGAAAAAGGUAAGGUAGGCAGGCCAGGGGAAAUGCUGGUCUAUCUGUAAGCUAGAUUGUAACUGUUAAUUAAAAUUAAGAUGUUUUUAUUUGUA